ACCACUUGACCACGCCAGCCACGUCGUCAACAAACAGCGAUGACUCCCGUAGCAUCUCCGUUUUUCCUCUGCGUCUUGCACGCCCAUGGCUGCUAGUUCUACGCUACCGAGUGAACCGCCGCCCCUCAACCACCCCGGGCAGAAUGGAGGGAGCGGGUGGUUGAGUAGCUGGCUUCCUUCCUGGCGACCCACAUCAGAGGACCAACUUUGUGAUGCCGAGAAGAAAAUUCUCGACACUCUGAGUUCAGAGUACAGGGACUUGUAUGUUCCAAUAGGAGAGGGAGCAGUGAUCAGGUGUCUGGUGAUGGAGCCACAGGAGCCCUCCCUCCCUGAGAAGAUACCUCUUGUCCUGAUCCACGGCUUUGGCUGCGGCAUCGUCCAGUUCUUCAAGAACUUGGACCACCUCCACCGCGACAGAAGACUGUAUGCUCUGGACUUGCCCGGCUUUGCCCGCUCCACUCGCAUCCCCUUCCCCGAGGAAGCAGAGGCCGUGGAGGCAGUGUUUGUGUCAGCUCUGGAGCGGUGGAGGGAGGGAGUGGGACUGGAGAGGUUUGUGCUGCUCGGCCACAGUCUCGGAGGGUUCCUCUCUCUCUCCUACUCCAUGACCCACCCGCACCGAGUCAGACACCUCAUCCUGGACGACCCCUGGGGGUUCCCUGAGCGAUCUGAGGAACCUCAUUCCCCACCCCCUCCCUCCUCCAGACCUUCCCCCUCCUCCCCACCUCACUCCAGAAUGACAAUAUGGGCCAGAAUCGGUGGCGUUUUCUUGUCGAAAUUCAACCCAUUUGCUCCAGUCAGGGCUGCAGGACCACUUGGUCCUUAUUUGUUGAGUAGUUUCAGAAGAGAUCUAACUCAGAGGUUUGGGGAAGACUUCAUGACAUAUGUGUACCACUGCGUGGCCCAGAACCCCACAGGUGAAAUGCGUUCUACCACAUGCAGAUCCCAAUUGGUUGGGCGAAACGACCAAUGAUCAAACGGAUCGCUCCACCAAACCUCUCGUCCUCUGUUCCACUGACGUUUGUGUACGGAGCGAGGUCGUGGAUGGACAGCAGUACGGGUGAGAGGGUCCAGGAACUCCGACCUCACUCCUACGUACAGGUCCACUACGUGAGGAGGGCGGGGCACCACGUGCACGCCGACCAACCAGAGGCCUUCAACUCUGUGGUGAGGGAGGUGUGCUGUCUGGUGGACCGGAACGAGGACACACAACCAUGUCCUCAUUCCGUUCCUGACUUUGGGAAUGGGAUAAAUCCAGACCAACCGAACUAGUGCUAUCGUCAGAGCAAUACACCGGAGCAUAUUUAUGUACGUACUAUAUAUGUUUGUUGGUAUUUUUGUAUACAACAUUAUAAUAUAGAACAAGCACAAUGCAUAAUUGGUAUAUAAGCGAGCGCAAGUGUGAAAUAUAAAAUAUAAGCGGUUUUACGAAUCACGUAAAACAAUUGGCGGUAUAAUAACAACUUUAAUGGUUAAAACAUGUACAAAUGUGACAUACACUAUAUACAAUGUAAAACAUACGAUGGUGACACCCACCCCACCCAGCCACUGUGGGGGUGGGGUGGGGUGCUGGAGUAUGGGGGGCUGCAGAGAUCUCUCUAGCUAUAUAUAGUUAGUUGGUUGGUUGGUUAGGACUGACAUGGGUCCUGAAUGACUAUCAGCAGAUACUCCUUGUCUGCAGAGACAGACAGACAGACAAUAAUUACAAGUUCUAAACACAACUGUACGUACAGCUGUUAGUAGCACAUAGUUUUCGUGAGUUAACA
This is a messenger RNA of Geodia barretti, 1763 nucleotides long. The record is from the annotation of a GenBank genome assembly. NCBI's taxonomy places the organism in Eukaryota, Metazoa, Porifera, Demospongiae, Tetractinellida, Geodiidae.